Messenger RNA from Laetiporus sulphureus 93-53, 3090 nucleotides. RefSeq lists its product as uncharacterized. NCBI's taxonomy places the organism in Eukaryota, Fungi, Basidiomycota, Agaricomycetes, Polyporales, Laetiporaceae. Bases 90 to 2759 code for a protein of 889 amino acids. Gene Ontology annotation, molecular function: 3'-tRNA processing endoribonuclease activity. Gene Ontology annotation, biological process: mitochondrial tRNA 3'-end processing. The transcript is spliced from 13 exons. The record is from RefSeq and is a predicted model, not a curated record. Gene Ontology annotation, cellular component: mitochondrion.
UUUCGGGCCUGCUAUGUUCUCGAUUCAGCAGAAUCUGUAGCCGGCAACUCCUUUGCAGAGGAUACGAGAGCGCAGCUCAAAAGAACCCUAUGAACUGGUCGGUCUCUGUCGUGUCCACGGCCACUUCAGACACGGAACCCACCAUUAUCGUGACCUUCGAUAACGGAAAGUAUGUCUUCAAUGCGGGAGAGAAUACGGGAAGAACCUGGACACAGAGCAGGAGGCAUUGGCGAAAGUCGAAAGGCCUAUUCGUCACUUCCGUUGGGACGCAGCAAUGUGCAGGGUUGACAGGCGUGCUCAUGUUCUUUGCGGAUGGCCUGAUGAAGGGACUCGAUGUAGUAGGGCCACAAGGUCUAACACAUUACCUAGCUUCAAUGCGCCAUCAUAUGUUUCGCUCGGGUUUCUCCGUGAAAUGCGUCGAAAUCCCCCCUGCGCCUUCGAGUUCUGCCGACACAGAGCCUGCUGCACCGGUGCCAGUAUUCAAAGAUGAGAACGUCACAGUAUACGGAAUCCCAAUAUACCCAACUCCACCUGAUGCGAUAGUCUCUACAUCGUCCGCAAAAAGAAAACGAUCGCCGUUGCCUUCCAAAAGACCGGCGAUGGCUGGCAUUCAAUAUAAGUCGCCUCUGCCUGGUGUUGACGCGCAAGAGUAUAGACGACUUACGGUGGAGAACAUGUUCCCGAGGCUCGUACAGCCUCCAGGCGGAGGUCCGCCGAAGGACCCUGAUGAACAAAAGCAAGGAAAGGGAAAGAGGCACAAACAGCAAGUUGAUGCUAAGUCGGCGAAAAUGGUUGCGGGGCCGGAACCUCCACCACCGCUCAUGGAGGUUUACAAUGAAGCUUACGCGCACAAAAACAAGUACCUCCCGCCAUUCGAGGAAUAUGGACUAGACAUGUCGAAGAAGAUGACGGCUUGCUAUGUUUUAGUCGGUCCGCGCACUCGUGGAAAAUUCGAUGCCAAAAAGGCCGAAACUCUGGGAGUGUUUAGGACUGAUCGGGCGAAGCUCAUAAAAGGCCAGACAGUGACGAUAACCAUCAAGGAUGCUGAUGGAAAUGAGAUCCAGCGCAUUGUGAAGCCGGAAGAUUGCAUCGCGCAAUCCGAGAUACCCAAAGUCAUGUUGUUGUUGGAUGUGCCCACUCCGACGCACAUUCCACAAGUCGUGGCGACUUUCACAGAAAAUCCGUUCUAUUCUCGGUUCCAUUCCAAGUCAGAAAAUGACCAGAGCGAGUACCGCGUCCAUAUCAUAUAUCAUCUCUGCGGUCCAGGUGUCCUAGAGGAUGAACGCUACAAGGCAUUCAUGCGAGGCUUCGCGAAUCAUGUCAAUCAUCAAAUUUCCUCCAGAGAGCACGGUCCGGAUCCGGUAACGUUUACAAGUGCUGCGUUCUCCCAGCUUCGCUUGCAUCAACUCGACGCAGACAUGUUCCCUCUUCCACAAUUCAGUCUCGUUGCAAGACGAGACCUAUCAUCGGUUACAGGACUGCCCGCCAAGGCGGAACUUCUGUCGCCUAACCGCAUCGUCAUGAUGAGGCCACUCACGGAUCCAUGCGACGACGAAGAGAUCGCCAAGUAUGACCUGUUUCACCCGGUAAUCACAUCCGGAAUGCCGGUGUCUCUCCCCGAAUCCAUCUCGAACGAGUUCGCGGCAGCCAAGGCCCGUGUGCAGCGGCACGUUGACGAGCGUGCUCAAGAUAAAAAGCCUGGCGACGACGUGGAAGUCAUCCCGCUUGGUACCUCCAGCGCUGUGCCAAGCAAGUAUCGCAACGUAUCCAGUACGCUCAUACGCAUACCGAAUUGGGGCAACAUCUUACUCGAUGCCGGCGAGGGUACGUGGGGCCAGCUCACGCGCAUGUUUGGCGAUGAUAUCGACAACCACACAACGGGUGCCUGGGACGUUCUACGAAAUCUGAAGUUCAUAUUCCUCAGUCAUAUGCACGGUGAUCAUCAUGUUGGCACGGCGAAACUCCUUGCUAUGCGGAAGCUCCUGAAACCGUCGCCCAAUCAGGCGCUGUUCAUAGUCGGUAACCGAAAUCAUGAAGUCUACCUUCGGGAUCAGUCUUCUUUGGAGGAUUUAGGAUUGUCGGGGCCUGGCCGCAAUGGCGUCAUUUUCAUGCAGUCAGGUUUCUUCCAUUGGUUUCCGCCAGAAGAGCGGAAGGAGUUGAUGGAGAACGAUACAUUUCAGCGUUUCGAAAUCGCUCGGAAGCUUCUCAAUUCGUCGUGGGCAGAGCCAUCACUCAAGAGUGGGAAGGAGAUGUGUCGUGCGCUAGGUCUCGAGAGCUUCCAGACCCUCAGGGUCAACCAUGGAGGCGGAUGUUAUGCAGUCAUACUCAAGCACCAGGAUGGAUGGAGUAUUGUUUACUCUGCAGACACACCUCCCGAUGCCGUGCUGGCUGCGGCCGGAGAGAACUGCAAGCUGCUUAUACAUGAGGCCACCCUGGCAGAUGGUCAGGAGGACUUGGCGUUGGCGAAGAAGCAUAGCACCUUUAGCCAGGCCCGCAAGAUUGGCGAACAAAUGAAGGCGGAGAAUCUGCUGCUGACUCAUUUCUCCGCUCGCUUUCCCAAAAUAAUGCUCGGGGACGAUGGCAAAAUCGACGAAUUGCCUCAUCCGACGCUUGCACUCGCGGUCGACCAUGUCAGGUUCGUCAUUGGAGACAUGUGGAAGCUGGGUGUAUACUCUCGUGCUGUUGAGGGCACCAUUUUUGAGACCAAUGCCGAAGAGGGCGGUGACGAGGAUGAUGAAUUGCCGUCAGGCCCGUGGUAGUACAUUACUACAGGCUCAGCUUGAAAUCUCGACGCGUAUGGCACAGAUCUGGCGGUACUAAUCGAUGCGCUCCCUGUAUCUUAGGACGUGCUCACGAUAAUCACGCUGAGGCUGUAAGCGGGAGCGGUGUAGUUGAGCGUCGAAUCCGUGAAUAUCGUGCUGGUCUCUGGGGUGAUGUAAUCCGGCGCGUCCGGAGUGUUGCUAUCAUCCGGGUUGCCCGUCAGAAGUUUCAAAGUUCCGGUGCUCGCCACCUCAAAUGGCAGCUCGAAUGUCACGUCUGCCUCGGAUGAGGCAACGUUGACAAGCUUGAUGUAGACGUUUUCAGUCGAAG